CUGGAAUGCUACAAACCCAACAAGGCAGUCCUGGUGUUGAGUGUCAGUUUAUUGAACCGAGCCCUGCUGGAGACGAGACCCAGCAGUCACAGCAUCCAUCAGUCCUUGCUAAUUGUUGGAGACGCAGACAACCAUCUCAUAUUUAAGUGCAGAGUCAGCGAUGCAGCAAUCCUGAGACAGGGGCACUGGAAUCAGACAGUGGAGGUGAAGAGGUCACCCACAGGAACAAAGCUCAACAUCAGCUUGCUGAGUCAAGACUGGGUUGGACUGGACAUCUGUGUUGAGUAUGAGCCUGUGUACUCUGAUGGCUGGUUUGAGUCCACCAGGAUACCUCGCAAUCAGAAGAUUCAAACCCCAGCUGCAAAACUCAGUCAAGCAGUUCAACUAGCCAAGAUAAACAAUCAUCUCUACCCGAUAUGCCAGCAAGUGUGUCAUCAUAAAUGUUGUGAAAAUGCCUUAACAAUUCUGAAAUGU
Molecule: messenger RNA, 474 nt
Organism: Candidula unifasciata
Lineage: Eukaryota; Metazoa; Mollusca; Gastropoda; Stylommatophora; Geomitridae
Source: the annotation of a GenBank genome assembly